Messenger RNA from Ylistrum balloti, 4533 nucleotides. RefSeq names its product leucine-rich repeat-containing protein 58-like. The transcript is spliced from 3 exons. Bases 107 to 1174 code for a protein of 355 amino acids. Gene Ontology annotation, molecular function: protein binding. The record is from RefSeq and is a predicted model, not a curated record. Lineage: Eukaryota; Metazoa; Mollusca; Bivalvia; Pectinida; Pectinidae.
UUCGUUUGCUUCCCCACACGUGUGUUCGGUGGGAGGUGUGUACAGAAGAAGAAUGAACAUGAUAUUUUUUCAUGAUUUCUAAACCAGUGUCACAGGGAGAAAGAAAAUGGCAAGUCCAUACACGGACUCGUCAUCAGAUGGCGAGUUCAAUAAUGAGAAUGCUGAAGAUCUGUCGUACGGAAAUCUGACGUCGUUACCAGAUUUUCUAUUUGAGAAAGCUAAAGAUAUAAGAGCAUUGAGACUUAACCAGAAUGAAAUCAACAUCUUACCUCGAACUAUUAAACAGUUUUCUAAUCUGAUCACCCUGGAUUUGAGUAACAAUAAUCUUAGUUACUUGAGUGAUGAGAUAGUACAAUUGCGACACCUCAGGACAUUUAUUGCCAAAAACAACCGCAUAAAAUCAGGAAACAUUCCAAAAGACUUUGGUCGAAUCUCUAGUCUAGAAGUGUUGAACUGCAGUGGGAACGAAAUGAAGGAAUUUCCUCUUCAGUUUACAGAACUAUUUCGUCUGCGGAAUCUUCAUUUAGGAGGAAACAGUAUUACGGAUGUGCCAAAUAGCAUUAAAAAUCUUACAAGAUUGGAAGUGUUGUACCUAGGAGGGAACAAGCUAACAGAUAUACCGGCUGAGGUGGGAGACCUAUGUAGUCUUACCUCCUUAACACUGUGUGAUAAUCAGCUGCAAAGUCUUCCACCGACCAUGAUCAAUCUAGGUCGCCUUCAGUCUCUAAGUCUCCAUAACAACAACCUCUCCACACUGCCUCAGGAAAUUGUGUCUUUGAACUUGGUAGAGCUGAGUCUGCGAAACAAUCCCUUGGUGGUAAAGUUUGUACAGGACAUGGAAGAUUCUCCACCAUCCCUGAUCGAAUUGUCAGGCCGGGUGGUAAAGAUUGAAAAAAUUCAGUAUAGUGAAGGUGAUCUUCCUCAUGAUCUCAUCAAAUAUCUACAGUCAGCACGCAGGUGUGUCAACACUCGGUGUAAAGGUGUGUACUUCUCUUCCUGUGUAGAACACGUAAAGUUCGUGGACUUCUGUGGUAAAUACCGCCUUCCUUUACUGCAGUAUCUGUGUUCUCCAAGAUGUUGUGAUGGACCUGCUAUGUAUCCCAACAACAGUGAAUCUGAUACGGACGAUGAGGACGCAGCUCGUGCAAGGCUGCGUCGGGUUCUCCUCGGCUGAAACAGCUGACAGAUUUACCUGUAAAUAAUGUACAUUAUUUUAUUUGUUAAAACUUCAUUAUUUGUUGUGCAAAGAUACAGUUGGUAUGACGACCUUGACAUCUUCUCUUCAUAUUGAACGUUUUUAUCUUCAGUCAAGAUGAUAUUGGACCGACUUUUUAUAAAUUUUUCGUUUUUAUUAUGAAUAUUAACUUUAAUAGUACAUUAAAGUUAAGGGUUAAUAUCAUUCACAACAUACAUGUUUUACUUUGUGUACACCACAUUUAUUGUGAUGGUAAAAAGAAAUGUCGGAUUUAUCACAGUGAAAACUUUUUUGCAUACCAGUUCACUUGUAGACUGAAUUACCGUCUGUAUAGACUGACCAUUUCAAUUGUAUGGCAACUGAUGAAAAAAAAAAUAUAUAUACAUGUAUGUCUUUUCUUUUUGGGUGAAGACAUUUUUUUUUAUUGCCAAAAUUACUGACUCUGAAUUUUUACAAGUUUUUUUUAAACAAAGACAGUAAAGUCAUGAUUUCUUUGGAUAACAAUGUAAAACCUGUUGUAAAAAUUAAUAAAUGCCUACCGCCUUUAAGCAUUCUCGUGAGCCAGGGUUGUUCAGUAUGGUUCUCUUAUUUCCAAAGAUCAUAAGUCACCUAUCAUAACCUCUGGAAUAUCAGGGAUGUAAUUGACCAACAUUAUUGUUCUCUAAGAUUCGAAAUGCAGGCAUUUUCAGUUAUCUGUAACAGCAUUGUUUGGCAACUCUGAACAUGAAUCUACUAUGGAUGAUUAAAGUGGUGUUAGAAUUAGGUGCUAAGUGCUUUUCAUGUUUUAGUUAUUAGGCCACAGUUGUUCAAAGCUUGGUUAGAAUUAAGUUAUGGUAAGCAAAUUUGAAAAUAAGUUAAAUUAUCAACACUGAAAAAAGACAGACUUUUAAAGCAAAAUUAUCACUCAGGAUAUCAAGCCUUCAGCUGUGAAAUUGUAAAGUACUAAUUUUGUUUAAUUCAUGGUGGAAAAUUUUCACUUAACACAUACUGGUUCACCUCAACCAAGCUUUGAACAACUGGAGCCUGCUUUUCUUAAGGCAUUCUCUUGUAUAUUGUUAUGUUUUGUUAUUAUGACUCUGAAGAAAGCAGUCUAAUUUUUUGUGCUUUUUCAGAGAAAUGUUUGGAUAAGGUGCUGGACAUAUGUUGAUGGUGUUACUUUAAUCAUUUUCAUAUCUUGACUUUUGUUAUAACCUCAUCAGUCUUUGCUCUUUGUUGAUUUUUGGAUAGAUUCAUCAAUACAAAAUCCCUGUUUUUUUUUUUUUUUUUGUUUUUUUUUAAUAUCUUAGUGAUAAUGAUAUGUUUGGUGUUUGUUAUUCUGAAGUUGAAAUUCAUCUUUAAAGGGAGAUAACUAUAUACAGGUAAGGAUAAUUGAAUCAGUUGUAAUAACAAUAUAUGAUGAACUAUUGUGAAUAUGGAUGGGUAAUAAUAUCACAUUAGUCAAUAUAUUCUCAUAUUUGCCUAGUGAUGAUAUAUUGCAAUAUGAUACUACAAUUUUCAAUAUCACAGUAUAUUGCAGCUAAUUUCUACAACUGUUUGAGGGAUUUUACCAAUGAUUUUGUAGAGAAGUCUUAAUUCAAACCCUGUUUCAACUUGUUUGAUGUUUUCUUAAACCUGUGUGGUGUUACAUAAUUCAAAAUGAUCUAGUUUGCAGUACAUCAGUGCAUGAAAUUAAGAUAUAGCUCUUUUAGAUACAGUAAACAUUUGCUACGAAAAUCUUUCAGAUAUAAAAUGUAUUGAAACACAAUGUAUCGUAAUAUAUAGCAUUAUUCCUUUGAAUAUUGCUAAAUAUACUGUGAUAUGAAAACUGUUGGCCAAACCUACCCUUAAUUAUGAAACAGUCCCAACUUCUUCUGACAUUUGUGUAAUGUGAGGUGUUGAUCAAGAUAAACAUCUGGUUUUUGAUUAGUGUAUAUAAAGAUGUAAAUAAAUGUUUGGUUCCUAUUGGUCCAAUCAGAAUUCCAAUUUUAUCAAAUGAUGAAAAAACAAAAUCUUUAUAAAUUGUUGCCUUUUAAGUUGUUUCACAAGUGUUUCCAUACUUGUAGGAAAAAGCGAAGGAUGGGGCGAUGACCACCUCAAUGGUUUUUUCCUUUGACUUGUAAUUGAAUCAGACCUAAUGCCCAUACAUGUAUACUGUAAGUGCCUCCUCCACCUCUAGCUCCCCUGUUAACUAGUCAUCAUUUAUAAUUGUCAAGUGAAACCGGAAUAUUUUGUUUGGAUUACUUUUCUAGAAAUACUGAAUUUUCUAUGUUUUACUUUGCUCAUAACAUGUAACUAAGACAAAUAUUUAUAAUGAAUAUUUAAAACCGUAGUGAUAAGAUCAGCUGAUUUCUUGUUAUAAAUACUUGUCUGAUUUAGGGCUAGUGAAGUGAUGGAAGACAUUUAUUGUAUUAUAAACUUCUAAAAAUACUGAAUUUUCUAUGUUUUACUUUGCUCAAGAUAACAUGUAACUAAGACAAAUAUUUAUAAUGAAUAUUUGAAACCGUAGUGAUUAGAUCAGCUGACCACUUGUUAUAAAUACUUGUCUGAUUUAGGGCUAGUGAAGUGAUGGAAGACAUUUAUUGUAUUAUAAACACUGAAAUUUACACAUUUGGGAUUAUGUAAAGUAUGUUGAUGUUAAUUGUCCUGUGUAAUAGUUAUCCAUAUAUGUAAAAUGAAAAUGACUUUGGGUCAUUAACAUGAAUAGUAUUGAAAAUGGCAGUUAAGAAACAAUAGUAGAAAGGUAUAGUGUUUACAAAAAUAUACCCAUUGAUAAAAUUUUUUACCAAAAGAAAAAGUAAAAUAAAGAUUUUAUUAAGGAUAUUACAUUAGAUUUGCAAGUGUUGUAAAAUAUAUUGCAUCCUUGAUACUGGGAAAGUGAUGGUAACCUCUGGGGUAUUGAGGAUAAACAUCUAGUGACUUGGUGAAUCAAUCUGAUUUUUAUGUAUUGUAGUUUUACUUAACUUUUAUUCAAAACAGCAUUACUUUCAAUACUGCCACCAAGGGUAAGUUACAAUUUGUCAACCUGUGUGCUGUGUCAUCCAAUAAUUAUCAAUUAUUAUUGACACAAAAGAGUUCCAUUUUUUGCUUGUUUGAGUUGAAGUCUUUAGGAAAUGAGACAGGUAGCAUACAGCUUUAACAGGCCAAAAGAGGAAGAAAACUUCAAUUUCUUUCAUUAGUUUUGAAAGUGAUAUUUUUAGCGUACUUGUUCUGUAAUGGUGGGUAUAACCAGAAGGGCAUUGUACAUUAAGUACAUGUUUGUAUGUACUUGUGGUAUAAAGUUGUAAAUUUACACAAAUGUAUACCACAUAAUUGUUAUUGAAUGUAUUUGACUGAAAACAUUAAAUUUUUAAUCAGCUUUU